Anarrhichthys ocellatus (wolf-eel) is the source of this 1452-nucleotide messenger RNA. RefSeq lists its product as uncharacterized. The record is from RefSeq and is a predicted model, not a curated record. NCBI's taxonomy places the organism in Eukaryota, Metazoa, Chordata, Actinopteri, Perciformes, Anarhichadidae. Bases 668 to 1408 code for a protein of 246 amino acids. Gene Ontology annotation, biological process: cell adhesion; establishment or maintenance of epithelial cell apical/basal polarity; establishment of centrosome localization. The transcript is spliced from 2 exons. Gene Ontology annotation, cellular component: apical plasma membrane; adherens junction; cell cortex. Gene Ontology annotation, molecular function: phosphatidylinositol binding; protein binding.
GUGUGUGUGUGUGUGUGUGUGUGUGGGUGGGGCCAUCCCAGUCUGCAUCGAGGUCAGUCCUGAUGGUGCCUUGUUAAUGAGAUGGGGGUCAAAGGGCAGUGCUGACCAUAAUGGAACGAUCAUGACUCCACACACACACUUAAAGAGAGUCUUUAGUGUUUCUCCAAGUGUCCUCGUCUUUAUUGUUCUUUUCUUUUCUUUUUAGAUAUUACCCUCUGCAUUGCUUUCCUCAUUUGAUCCCCGCCUUCCUCCCUCCCUCCUUCCCUCCCCCUCUCCCUCCAGGGCACUAUUCUGUGUUGCCUCUCUAUGAGAGGCUGCUAUUUAAAACACUUAGAAGUGAUUUAGUGCCCACGGAGGCUAUUCCAUUAGCUGCUCUAUGUAUUUAUCACAGCUCUCCCGCUCUCAGUAGAUUGCUAACUCUACAAUUUUCUUGCCUUCCCCCUUCUUCCCUCUCUCUCUCUCUCUCUCGCACACAUUUCUCUUCUCCUCUCUGAAAACUUUAUUAUGAGACAUUAGCAUAAGUGACAUGAACAAAUAAGAAGUUCCUCCGCCUUUAUUUUGAAAAACCUCACAACAUCAACUGUAUGGCUAUUAGGUCAGCAGAAUUUAAAACGCUGAUGAGCUCUCCGUGUCCCAACAGGACGGCCGGUUGAGCGUCAAUGACCAGAUGAUCGCGGUAAACGGCGAGUCGCUGCUGGGACGCUCCAACCACGCUGCCAUGGAGACUCUGAGGCGCUCCAUGUCGUACGAGGGGAACGCCAGGGGAACCAUCCAGCUCGUAGUGCUCCGGACGUCCAGACAGAUGGGCAGUGGCAACCCAGCACCGAACACGGCGACAAACGGGUCCGCCACCCAUCAACCGAACAACUACGCGGCCUCCAGCAAUCAGGUACGAGCGAGUGAUGCCCGCCCCCAUCACCAGGAGGAGCCGCCUCCGCCCCGCCGCUCCUCCUCGCUCAUCCCGGCGCUGAGGAGGCGAGCGUGGUACGAGUUCGGGUUCGUCUCUCACAGUCAGACACUGAGCAGCUUCGACAGACACGCAGAGGGAAACUUAAACAGGGAAAGGUACGAUCACGGAUACGCACGCGGCCGAACGCUCGCAGACGCGGCCGACAACGCGCGCGGCCACGCGUACGCCGACGCCCAGGGCCGCAGGUCCGGGCACGCACGCAGCCACACGCCGGACGCCGUCCACGGCGGUCGCGGCAACACGUACACCGAGAACAUCAGGGCGAUGGCCGGGCAGAUGUACGGAGAGCCACCCACACACAGCAGGGUGCACACCCGCAGCCCCAACCGAAACGCACGAGCGUCCGCAGACCGAUACCUAGACGCACACGCCCAUAACUACGCACACAACCGAGCUCUCACCAGACACCAACACCUCCAGCUGUCUGGUGGACUCUGACACUGUGUGUGUGUGUGUGUGUGUGUGUGUGUGUGUGUGUGUGU